Messenger RNA from Numida meleagris (helmeted guineafowl), 884 nucleotides. It is a transcript of the gene NKIRAS1, whose product is annotated as NFKB inhibitor interacting Ras like 1. The coding region runs from base 185 to 760 and encodes 191 amino acids. The transcript has 4 exons. Lineage: Eukaryota; Metazoa; Chordata; Aves; Galliformes; Numididae. Gene Ontology annotation, molecular function: GTP binding; GTPase activity. The record is from RefSeq and is a predicted model, not a curated record. Gene Ontology annotation, biological process: canonical NF-kappaB signal transduction.
AGCCAAUGAGCGGCAGGGGGCGUGCCCCGGCGCGGCUCAAUGGGGCGGCGUGGGACGCUAAGCCCAGGUUCUGUCUGUGCAGGCCAGAAGCACUGUGUGCGUGUCCUGCGUGUGUCCCUGCCGCUGCCGGCCCCGUCACACUGCUGCAUUCGGACAGCGCUCGCCACCCACCGGCCUGGGGACAAUGGGGAAGGGCUACAAGGUGGUGGUCUGCGGAAUGGCAUCUGUGGGGAAAACUGCGAUUUUGGAGCAGCUUCUCUAUGGAAAGCACACUGUCGGUUUAGAAGAGGGUGCCACAAUGGAAGAUGUGUACUUGGCAUCGGUGGAGACGGACCGAGGUGUGAAGGAGCAGUUGCGGCUGUAUGACACCAGGGGUCUGCAGGAGGGUGUGGAGCUGCCGAAGCACUACUUCUCUGUUGCCGAUGGCUUCAUUCUUGUGUAUGCCAUCACCAGCCUCGAAGCUUUCCAGAGGGUCGAACUGCUCAAAAAAGAGAUCGAUGUCUUCAGAGACAAAAAGGAGGUAACAGUUAUUGUCUUGGGAAACAAAAUGGACCUCCUGGAGCAAAGACAAGUGGAAACAGAAGCAGCACAGCAAUGGGCAAGGGCUGAGAAAGUGAGACUGUGGGAAGUGACUGUGACAGAUCGGAAAACACUGCUUGAGCCAUUCACCUUCCUAGCGAGCAAACUCUCCCAGUCCCAGAACAAAUCAACAUUUCCCUUGCCUGGAAGGAAGAGCAAAGGGAAUAACUGCGAUAACUAAGCUCCCUUUAAUGCUGUCUGCUGUAGCCAGGUGCAACCUAAAUCCUUUCUAUGCCUUUUGCUUCACGCGGUUUCACUUAAAGCAAUAAUCUCAUUCAGCAAUAAAUCAGCAAGCUUAUGGCUAA